Blepharisma stoltei is the source of this 2715-nucleotide messenger RNA. The record is from the annotation of a GenBank genome assembly. NCBI's taxonomy places the organism in Eukaryota, Ciliophora, Heterotrichea, Heterotrichida, Blepharismidae.
AUGAAAGAAGAUUAUCAAUUUCCUGCUAUUGGUACAAUUCCAACAUCUGAUACAAAUUAUAAAUCUCUUACCACCUUAACUAGCAAUAAACCUCCUUCCUCCUCAAGAAGCCAAGUCCGAAUAAAGAAAUACAUGAAACUGUACGGUAAAUCAUUAACUUUGAAACCUACUACUUCUCACAUAAGCCCUCCGUGAGCGAACCAAACCAUGGAAAAUACCUAUUUUUUGGGUAAAAAACCCAUCCUUCGUUCUCGUAACUCCCCCCCCCCUCCGUGAGCGAACAAAAAAAUUUUGUUCGCUCACGGAGGGGGGUUAAUUUUUUUUUUUAAAAAAAAUUUAUAUAUAAAUUUUAUAAAAAAUAUUUUUUUCGAAAUUUAAAAAAAAAUCCUAAUUUGCAAAAAUUGGGAAGCAAAUAUUAAUUUAAUUUGCAAAAUUUAUGUUUUAAAACGCAAUUUGUUUAAAAUUAAACAGAAUUAGCUCUAGAUUUCAUUAUACUAAUUAUCACUUAUAUAUCAAAAUUUUUUUCCAUUAAAAUUUUUUCUAUUAAAAAAAUUUUUUGUUCACUCACGGAGGGUGGGUUUUUGGUCAAAAAAUGGCGACUUUUCUAAUGGUUUUGUUCGCUCACGGAGGGGGGGGGGGGAGUAAGUAAUUUUAUAAAAAAAUAUCUUUAUAAAUAAGUGAUAAUUACUAUAAUGAAAUCUCUAGCUAAUCCUUUUAGAAAUUGAUAAACUUAAAUUUUACAAAUUAAAUAAAUUUAUGCUUUCCAAUUUUACGAAUUGGUAUUUUUUUAAUUUUUCAAAAGAUAAAUUUUAAGCAAAAUUUUUUUGUUUGCUCUCAAGGUGAGGAGCCAGGGAAAAUCAACUGGACGAUUUUGCAGCAAUCUUAGCAAUCAGAUAGAAACAGAGCCAAAACCUACUUCAUUAUCUCAUAACAUAGGUUUUGCAAAGCCAAUAAGUCAUCCUUUUACUCGCUAUUCUCAACUGGUAAGCGAAAAAGAGAAAACGGUGAAUAUAGAAAGGCUUAAGAAGAAAAUUGAUAAAUUACUUUACGCAAUACAAAAAGCUUCGAGCGAUAAAAUAGAACUUACGAGAGAUUUAGCAUCUUAUGAAUCUGAAUUCUCAAAAGAAAAGCAAUUAUCUGUUGAAUUAGCAAGAUUAAGGGUUUCAGCAAUGGAUUUACCUGAUAUCACAUACUUGACUAAUGGAAAUUUAAAUGAAAAUAAGACAGUGGAAAAAAUAAAUAAUGGUUUAUUGUUGCUUGGAAGCCCAGAUUUAAAUUAUUCAAAUGCUACUGCUAAAAAUGAUUCAGAAAUUGACUGAGAAAAAUAUUCCACAAGAAAAGUUUUGAAAAUAAAUAAGCUAGACACAGUUUUCCAAGGAGUCGUACAAAUUUCUUCAGUGAAUUGUAUUAUAAGUAUAAGAAGUGAUCAAUGGCUUGAAACACAAAUAAAAUGGCGAUACCUGUCCUCUCCCGGAUCUGUUUCGAGUUUGGGGACAUUGCUGCUGCCUGAAGUCAAACCGAGCAGGAAACGGAGUCUAUGGGCACUGGGCAUUUAUUUUCCGGCUGGGUUUUUCCUCCCUCGUCCGUCCGGCAAUGAAGAUUUUGUGUCUUCCCGAUGGACAUUUGGAAAAAAAAGCUUUUACCCCUAGAGACCACUAGUGCCGACGACAAAGGCAUAGUUGGUACUGAUAUUAGCUAGGGAGUUUAUCCUUAGCUGGAACUCUAGUCACUCAAGCAGCACAUCAAGUCACUCCAAGGUUCCGAGACAGCAUUAAGAGCAAGGCCGAAAGCCAGGUGAGAGCUAUGGUGGAAAUGCUGAUUUGUCUAGGGAGGUUCGCUAGCAGCUGAACGAGUCUUCCACGAAGACUCGUCUCGGAUGAGACGUAAAAAUCAUCUUCAAUUAAUGUUAAUAUUAAUAAUCAAUGGCUUGAAGUCUUAGAUUUGACUGUACAAGCAUUUGAAGGUGAGCAGUUCCAUUUAAAUUUGAAGCUAUCAAUUUCAAAUACUUACCAAGAGCCUGAUCAAGUGAGGAGCACGGUUAGAAACAACAUAGCUCCGUAUCUAUUUUUUAUGAAGGAACAAAAUUGCUUGAAUUUGUUUUAUGAUAGUCGGCAUUCUGUUUCAUUUUUUAGCAUUAUUACAAAAAUUAGGGGAUAUGGCCUGUGCUCAAUUCAACUAACUGAAAUUGAAGAAGACCAUGUCCACAUCCAAGUAGAUUUCCAUGAAGAAGCCUUAGAAGUUUUAAAAGAAGAAAUCACAUAUGAGUCCAGUAUCUUUUAUGAGUCAAUAUCUAAGUUAACCAGGAUAAUAGAGCAGCAUCUAUGCUAUAUCAAAAAAAGCAAAUCUCUUUACUGGCAGCAGGAUUAUUACCCAGGAUUCAUUUUUUCGAUGAAAGAGGACUCUUCAAAGUUUAUGGAUGAUGAAUAUUUGGCGGAGGUCAUGGAAAUGGUAAGCUUUGUGAAGCUUUACUCGUUUUUUGUGGUAAUAAAGAAAGUGAGAUUUGAUAUAGAAGUGAUGGGAUGAAAAAAUUAUUUUAUGAUUAAAAUCAAGAAUGAAGGAGACUUCAUAGAAAUUUCUAGUGACUCGAAAAAUUACAGAUACUUGAGAGAUUUGCAGUCUUUUUAUUUAGAAAAAGGGCUAAACACACUUAAAACUUCGCUAGAAUUUGAAGCUUUGGUUCGAAGAGUUUUCCCAAGAGCUUUUAAGGCCAUAUAG